Molecule: messenger RNA, 3723 nt
Organism: Kickxella alabastrina
Lineage: Eukaryota; Fungi; Kickxellomycota; Kickxellomycetes; Kickxellales; Kickxellaceae
Product: ubiquitin carboxyl-terminal hydrolase-domain-containing protein
Exons: 2
Coding region: 1-3723 (1240 amino acids)
Biological process (GO): nuclear-transcribed mRNA poly(A) tail shortening
Cellular component (GO): PAN complex; P-body
Molecular function (GO): protein binding; nucleic acid binding
Source: RefSeq, a predicted model, not a curated record
AUGAGCUCAGAGUGGUCUGAAUUCACACAGAGCUGGGACACGCCCGACGAUGCGCAGGCCGCGUGGCCAAUCUCGGCGCUCCUAAUUACCAACAGCUCCGAGCUGAUAUACGCAGGCGACACAAGCGGGCGGCUGACAACGUACACUCUGGGCAGGCCAGGCGAGGCGCUCGAGCGAUACACCAGCUUCCUGUGCGCACACACGGCGAUCCGGCGCAUGCACGCACUAGGGCGGUCAACCAGCGGAAGCGUGCUGGUGCAGACGGACGACUCGGUUCAAGUGCGCACGCGCGGCGGUGCCAAGGCAUUCGGCAAAAGCACAACGCCCAACGAGCCGUUCACAGCGUCGGCAGUCAGCGGACUCGAGGCAUUCGUGUGCACGGCGGCCGGCGGCGGCACGCUGCUGGACAUUGAGCGCGGCUCUGUGGUGCGGCGCGCAGCCGUCGACGCAUCGGCGGUGGCGGCAGACCUCAAUGGCGCGUGUCUGACGCUGGCCACGGCGCAGGGCCUGGUGGUAUGCCGCGACGCGCGCGCAGGGCUCGGCGUAGCACAGACCGCGCGCGCGUUUCCCGGCGGCGGCGCUGUCGACAUGGUGCGCAACGGUGCGCGCAUUUUUGUAUGCGGCACAGGGCCCGACCCGGCAAACGCGUACCGCUUGCUGGCACUGCCCACUGUGCGCGUCUUUGACGUGCGCAAUCUGGCCCAGCCGCUGGAAGACAUUGACUGCGGCGACGGCGCAGCGCCCGUGCGGCUGUGGGCUGGCGGCGACGACCUGUGGAUCUGCCAUGACUCCGGAUACGUCGAGACGCGGUCGGCGCGCGACGCGUGGACCACGCCCGGCGACGCGUUCGCCGAGCCAGCGCUGAGCGACUACGCGUACGCGUCGGCGUUUUGCGUGGCGCCAACAGGCGAUGCGGCGCUGGUGGCCGACACCGACGGUGUACUGCACGUGUGGGCGGCAGGCGAGGCGCCGCGGCUGAGCGAGAAGGCGGCAUUGCGUGAUGGUGACUUUGACUGCAGCGCCGAGAUGCCGGCGCUGGGCGUCGACUUUGACUGCGAUAGCGUAUCGCUGAUGUGCGUCGAGAUGCCGGCGGCGCGCGCGCCGCUGCUGUCAUGGAUGGACGGUGAGCGGCUGUACGAUGUCGGGCGGCCGGCGCGGUUCGUCGAUGCCGGCGUGCUGGGCAGCUUGCGGCAGAUGGAUGGCGUCGGCUACGUGGCCAACCCGCGCACGGCGCGCCGCAACCAGCAGGUGUUUGGGCGCGCGUGGCGCCAGCGCUGGGGCGACGGCGCGCAGGAUGACGGCGAGCUGACGCUAGGCCGGUCCAAAUUCCUCUCGCAGCAGCGGCGCCGCACGCACGCGUCGCCGCAGCAGCCGGAUGCCGCAGAGCUGCCGCCGGUGCCUGAGUCGCAGGCCCAGCAGCCCCAACAGCAGCAGUCGCAGCCGCCCAAGCAGCUGCAGCGCAUGCGCAUUUCGUACUCGCGGUUCGGCGUCGAGGACUUUGACUUUUCGCUGUACAACGCGACGGCGCACAGCGGACUGGAGGGCGGGCGGGACAACGCGUACGCCAAUGCGUUGCUGCAGACAUUGUUCCGCAGUCCCGAGCUGCGCAGCGUGGUGCUGGCGCAUAGCGCCGGUGACUGCACUGAGCCGCAGUGUCUCAGCUGCCAGAUGGGCUUUUUAUUUCGGUCUCUGGAGACUGCAGCCGGCGCUAGCUGCCACGCGACGCAGCUGCUGCAUGUGCUGGCUGACCGGCCCGAAGCCGCGGCGCUGGCACUGCUAGAGGACGAGCACGGGAACCCAGCCAGCGGCACAUCGUAUGCUGUACUGGCUCAGCGGCUGCUGCGCUUUCUGCUCGAGCAGGCCAGCGGCGAGUGCGCAGGGCUGACGGCUGGCGCCAAUGGUCGCGCUGUCGAGCGUAUCGUUGGCUUUGCGCAAGACACGCAUACUGCGUGUCCGCAGUGCCAUGCGAUGCGCAGCCGCUCGUCGCACGUGUUUGCCGCCGACCUUGACCCGCCGCAGGGCACUUCGGGGCUGGCAACCCUGUUGGCUGGCGGCUCUGUGUCGGUGCGCCGCGCUGAAAUGCUGCGCAGUGGUCGCCGCACGGGCAUUCUGGCGCUGAUCGAGCAGGCGCUGGCGCGCUCGGAGACCACGCGCGCUUGGUGUCCUGAGUGCCGCUCCUUCCAGCUGCUCCAGACUGAAAAGCAUAUGACACAGGCGCCUGCCGGAUACUUUGCGUUGAAUUUCCCCGUUAUUGAGCCAUCAGCGGACGCGGCAGGAGGCAGCUCUGGCUCCGGCUCCGGCUCUGGCUCUGGUGGCGGCGCGUGGCAGACGUCGCUACCGGCCGAGUUUCGCCUGGUUGUUGGCGGCGCCGCGGGGAAGCGCGUCAGUGUGCUGCCGGCGUGUGGUGAAUCUCCGGCCACUGACGACGCCCCGAGCACCGAAGAUUCUCCGGCCACCAAUCCCGCCUCGAUCAGCGGCCCCGCCCCGGUCAGCGAUCCCACCCCGAGCACUUUCCGGCUGGUUGCCGUCGUGUCCAGCAUCCGCGACACGGUGCGCGGCCCCGAGCACCUCGUCGUGCACGUGCGCGGCCCGGACAGCGCCAGCGGUAGCGGGUGGCUGCUGCUCAACGACUUCCUGGUGCAGCCGGUGGCCGAGGACCGGGUACUCAGCCUACACGACUGGUGGCGGACACCAUCGCUUGCGUUGUACGCCAACAGUGACCGGACACCGUUGGCACCGCUGCUGGCUGCGAUCGCUCGCCGUCACCCGUACAAGAUCAGCACGCGUAUCCUGACCCACCCGAAAUCCAUUCUCGACCGGCCCUCGUCCUACCGCCGCAGCAACAACAAUUCCAACGGCGGUGGUAAGGCGCCGCAGCUGCGCGGAGCUAAUCGCCGCAACGAGGCUGUGCCGCUGACGCGAGCUGAGGCGGAGUCGCUGGAGAGCGGCCAUUUUGUCUGCGCUCUGGACGCUGAGUUUGUUGUCCUGGAUGCCGCCAAAAUGGAGGUGUUUUCGGACGGCACGCAGGAGCUGCACCAGCCGCCGGUGCACACUUUGGCGCGGCUCAGCGUUGUGCGCGCCAACGGCGGUCCCCUCCAUGGGCUGCCCUUUAUCGACGAUUACGUGGCGAUCGCACGGCCGAUUUCUGACCUCGCCACACAGUACUCUGGCAUCCACGCUGGUGAUCUCAUACAGGGUUCGUCCCCGUAUAGGCUGUCGACAAUGAAGGAAGUGUACAAGAAACUGCGCCUUCUCGUUGAUUCCUGCUGCGUCAUAAUAGGACAUGGAUUGAAGCACGAUUUCCGCGUAUGCAAUAUUUUCGUACCUGAAAGUUUGCAGCGCGACACCAUGGUGCUUUAUCAGUCGCCGGCGCAUAUUCGACCCAUUGCAUUAAAGUUCCUUUAUUGGUUCUUCUACCGCAAAACUAUUCAGUCUGGGGAGCACUCGAGUGUGGAGGAUGCCCAGGCCACUUUGAAGAGUCGUCAUCGUUGUUCUCUUUGCUACGGUUCUCUGCUCUUUUCCGUUCUUCCUCGUGUUCCCUUGCCUCUUGUUGCCGCUGCUGCUCGUACGCUUUCUCCCAGUUUGCUUUUGCUUGCUGUUGUCCAUACUGAUGUUGUCCGUACUGAUGUUGCCCGUAUUGAUGCUGCCCUUGCCCAUUGCUGCUUCCAGUCUCUCUAUAGUUCUUGUUAUUCGACUGACCGUCGCUGGUCUGCAUUGCUUUAA